AUGUUCCAAAUUCUUCCUGUUAUCGCUGCUUCGUAUUUCAAUUUGACUACACUUCCUGUAGAGAUGUGGUCAACAAUUUUAAAGUAUCUAGACCCACUGUCUCUUCUUGACGUUGCUAGAUCAACAACUUAUUUAUUUAACGUCUGUCAAGGAGACCCAAUGUUAAGGAAACAAUUACAACGAGGAUUGAAAGAAGAGACAAAUCUUGCUAUAGAUUUGAUUGCCAAUCCACGAAAGAUUCUCAUAGCUAAGAGAAGAUUACUUGCGAAGAAGGCAUUUCACAAUGUUUUCGAGAGAAAGGAAAAUUUUACAAAUAUUUUGAAAAGAAAAGCUUCAAGGGAUUUGGAAGAUAAUCGUAGACCAACAAAGAAGGUCAAAUUAUGUAGAAUUUGA
Molecule: messenger RNA, 393 nt
Organism: Psylliodes chrysocephalus
Lineage: Eukaryota; Metazoa; Arthropoda; Insecta; Coleoptera; Chrysomelidae
Source: the annotation of a GenBank genome assembly